This is a messenger RNA of Dichomitus squalens LYAD-421 SS1, 1644 nucleotides long. Its product is annotated as FAD/NAD(P)-binding domain-containing protein. NCBI's taxonomy places the organism in Eukaryota, Fungi, Basidiomycota, Agaricomycetes, Polyporales, Polyporaceae. Bases 1 to 1644 code for a protein of 547 amino acids. The transcript is spliced from 2 exons. The record is from RefSeq and is a predicted model, not a curated record. Gene Ontology annotation, molecular function: N,N-dimethylaniline monooxygenase activity; flavin adenine dinucleotide binding; NADP binding.
AUGGUUCACCUCACCCUUCUCAUCUCCAGCUUGCUACCUCUGCUCGCCCUUGGCCAUGGAUACGAUUCCGAGCAGACGGUGCUCUCAUCUUCCGCCUCCGGGAGGCCGGCCAAGUCCAUCGCCAUCGUCGGCGCAGGCAGCGGCGGCCUCGCCAUCCUCAAGACCAUCUUCGACCUCCCCGAAGACGUCCGACGCGACUGGGAAGUAGUCCUCUACGAGCAGCGGCGGAACGUAGGCGGGGUAUGGCUCCCGGACCCCCCUGGGGCGCUGCCCCGCUAUCCCGAGCUCCCCGAGUCCCCGACGUACCCGCUCCUGCACACGAACACGCCCCACCCGACGAUGACCUACAUCGGGUUCCCGUACCCGCCGAACACGCCCCUCUUCCCGACGUGGGACCACGUCCAGCAGUACCACGCCGCCUACGCGUCCCACCACAACGUCUCGCAGUACAUACACGCGCGGCACCGUGUCGCCGCGGCGAAUUGGAUAGGGAGCGCGGAGGGCGGCGAGUGGGAGGUGGAGGUGCACGUGCAGGACCCCGAGAGACACACCGACGUCGACGAGCCCGUGCGCAUCUUCAAGAAGUCCUUCGACCACCUCAUCGUCGCGAACGGGCACAACCACUACCCGAACAUCCCCCAGUGGGACGGGACAGACGAGUGGCUGGCGAACACGCCGGCCGGGACGCCCCAGCGCGAGAUCAUCCACUCCAUCUACUACCGCCGCCCGGAGCGGUAUGCGGGCAGGACGGUGGUCAUCGUAGGAGCAGGGGCGAGCGGGCGGGAUGCGGCGCUGCAAGUAGGCAAGCUCGCACGCGUGACCUACCAAUCCCUCAGGCCGGGCAACGACCCGACCCCCGGGGCCAAGGUCGUCCCCAAGCCUCCGAUCGCGCACUUCAACCGCACCUCCGUCGUGUUCGAGGACGGUAGCGCGCUGCACGACGUCGACGCGCUCAUCCUCGGCACGGGGUACGAGUUCCGCGUGCCGUUCCUCAGCCCGCCGCACUCCUCCGUGCUCGCCGUCGACAAGCACACGACGCUCAACUCGACGACCGCGCGCACGCUUGUCACCAACCUGCGCUACAUCUUCCCCACCCACAGGCACAUCUUCGCCCUACACCCGGACAUCCCGCCGACCGCCCUCGCGUUUAUCGGGCUGCCGGUGCUCGUCGCCAACUGCCCCUCUGACAUCGCGCAGAGUCUGCUUGUCGCGCACGCCAUCGCAAAUGCGUCCAUCUUGCCUCCCCGCGAACAGCUGAUCAACGAGCUCGUAGCACGCGAGGACAAGCUCCGCGCGGAGGGGCUUGACCCAUACUAUGUCGGGCACCGGCUGGUAGCAGAGGCAGAAUCGGACCACGAGUACCAGGACGCGGUUGUCCAAUAUCUGAAGGACGUCGGCGCGCUGCCCGAAGACGGAAAGAAGUUCGUCGAGCCAUGGCGGCGCAUAGGGAGGGACAACUCGCGUCUGCUUGGACGAGCCUGGGAGCGCGUCAAAGAGCGCGGGGAGGAGAACAAGUGGCUGGAAGGCGUGAGGACUGAGGACGAGUGGGCAGACUUGAUGAGUCGUCUUACAGAGUGGCAGCGUGCAUACGAAGAGGAGCAUGGCGUGCCUGAGUUCGAGGGUCAGUCGGUGUGGUAUCUGUAG